Molecule: messenger RNA, 990 nt
Organism: Symbiodinium necroappetens
Lineage: Eukaryota; Dinophyceae; Suessiales; Symbiodiniaceae
Source: the annotation of a GenBank genome assembly
AUGGGAGCCGAUGCGCUGACGCAAGUUCUUUCAAAGCGGAAGGCGAAGACACACCGUGGCAAGAAGAUCUUGAGGGAGCGUGAGCCCAAGGUCUUGGAAGAUGCCAAAACAGCCUUGGUCAUCCGCGGCACAAAGACCUCAAACGACAUGACCAACUUUCUUCGCGAGCUGUACCUUCUGCGGUCACCGCUCUCCAUGCUCUACAUGCGGAAACAUGAAGAGCAUCCUUUCGAGGACAGUCACAAGCUCGAACAACUGUGCAAGAAGUUCGACCACUCGCUAUUUGCCUUCGGAUCCUCCUCCAAGAAGAGGCCUGCGCGGCUCAUCCUUGGGAGGCUCUUCGACGGCCACCUGCUCGAUAUGCAGGAGUUCGGUGUGGAGGACUACAAAUCCAUGUCGACUUUUCGCGGGAGCGGAGCCACCGACGCCAUGACCGGUGUGAAGCCGCUCGUGGUAUUCCAGGGCGCUGGCUUUGAGAAUGACGAGCACCUCAAGAGGGCCAAGAGCUUGCUCCUGGACUACUUCGGCGGCGGACGGCCGGACAAGGUCUUGCUGCCGGGCAUGGAGAGUGCGAUUGUCUUCACCGUCCUGGACCCGCCGGCUGGCCAGCCUAGCAACAAGGCCAAGGUCUUGUUCAGAAGAUACAGGCUCCUCAUGCAGAAGUCUGGUGGCAGGCUGCCUCGAAUUGAGAUGAAGGAGCUCGGCCCUUCCUUCCAGCUCACCCUCGACCGAACGAGGGAGCCGGACAAAGAUCGGUGGAAGCAGGCCAUCAAGGUCCCCAAAGCCGCAAAGCCCAAGAAGGUCAAGAAUGUGAAGACGACCGAAAUGGGCAAGAGGAUAGGCAAGUUCCACUUAGGCAAGCAGGACUUCAAUCAGAUCCAUACCAUCCAUCACGGCGCCUCAAAGAAGCGGAAGCUGACACAAGCGCUGAAACAGGGAGCCGCGAAUGCGCCCAAAGGCGACACGCCCGCGGACGCCAAAGCAGCGUGA